Molecule: messenger RNA, 1551 nt
Organism: Heterobilharzia americana
Lineage: Eukaryota; Metazoa; Platyhelminthes; Trematoda; Strigeidida; Schistosomatidae
Source: the annotation of a GenBank genome assembly
AUGGAAUUUUAUAUUACAUUUUGUGAACAAUACAUCUCAAUGACUAUUGCAUCAAAUGAUUUAUUUACAACUUGGAUAUCAAUUGACUGUUUAGUUGAUCAUUGCACAAUAUUGAUCAAUUUUUCGACAUUUAUAACAGGAAGUUAUCAGUUUACAUUUGGAUUUUUAUAUUUUGCUAGACUUACAAAGAUUCCUGAAUCAUUAGUGUUACUAAGAAUUAUAAAUCAAGAGCGUUCCAUACGUUCAGUGAAUUUAAUAUUUAAACUACUGGCUGCAUGGACUGUUAUAUCUGGUGUUGUACUUAUUCUUGAACAUGUGGGCGAUUUUUGGAUCACUAACAACAGUUACAGACAGCUUUAUUACUUGGACUGUUUGUACAUGAUUCUUGUAACCCUGGCUACAGUCGGUUAUGGAGAUGUUGUAUGCACAAGUUACUUGGGACGAAUUUUCAUUAUAUUCGUUAUUAUUGGAGCACUUAUAUCGGUAACAACACAUAUGUCUGAACUCAGUGAACUCUUUCAACAAAAUAAUCAGUAUCAAAGAACUAUUUAUAGUGAAGUUAACCCUAAGCAUAUAGUUGUAUGCGGAUCUGUCAAUUACAAGACAAUUUCAGUAUUUUUCAAUGAAUAUGUAAAUGCUGAUAAAGGUUAUUAUGAUGAAAAUAUGAUGAUUGUAAUUUUAUCGGAAAAUGAUCCUGACAUUCGUUUGAAAGCGCUACUUCAAAGAGAAAGUACUACGAUUGCAUUUUUGAAAGGUUCUGUAACCUUACCAGAAGAUUUGGAUAGAGCAAAAGUGAGAACUGCAGAAGCUGUUAUUAUCCUUUCAGAUGAGCGCAGUCAAACACCUGAUGAUGAUGACUGGAAAAAUCUAAUGUGUGUCGUUUCCAUUAAAAAUUUAAAUCCAAAAAUUCGUAUAAUCUGUGAACUCAUGUUAUUGGAAAGUAAGGGAUGGAUGUCCAAUAUACCUGGAUGGAAUGAAUAUGAAAGUGAUCAAUUUGAUAAAGCAAUCUGUAUGCCACAGAUGAAGUUAGGUUUACUAGCACUGAAUUGUAUAUCAAAUGGUAUAUCAACUCUGCUGUGUAAUUUUAUUAUGCGUGAUUCAGUGCCAACAAGUUCAGUCAGAAAAAGUUUGCCCCGUUGGGUGAAUGAAUACUUCCAAGGUACAAGGUAUAAGUUAUACACAGUAAAAUUCUCUCAUGUUUUCAAUGGAAUGAUGUUUCAACAAUUAGUUGGAUUAGCCAUGGAACUUUGGGGUAUACUUCUUUUGGCUGUACAGAUUUUUACCUAUACGGAUAAAAAAACUCAAAUGAUUAUCAACCCAGGAGGUAGAAUACGCAUUAAUCCCUUCCGAAUGCGUGCAGUUGUUCUAGCGAAGAAUUUAAUAGAAGCACAACGCCUAAGAACUUUCACUAUGGAUGGUCAACUAAUGUUUGACAAUCUUGGUCAAAUUAUAUUCCCACUGCCAACACAGAAUCAAGAUAGUGGCUAUGAACAACCGAAAACGCUACCACCAAUGGAACACAGCUUGCUAAACGAGCUAAAGCCUGUUUGA